AAAUAUUAUUUAAAAAAAGUAAUUUAAGAUUACUCGAGGAUUACUCGGAACGUACGUUUGCGGAAUUUUCGGCGGUAGGAUGUUCGCGGUUCCGCCAAAUUAAAAAAUCGAGGGAUCUCAUCCGGACAAACAGAUGUCGAUAGUUUCAUUUUAACAACGCCCUGACAACAACAUCAGGACAUCAUAAAGCCAGCUGUCUUUUACUUUACAUGAACCUGACUCACUCUGGUUUGUGACAUUUAAUGGAGCUUUCUUCUAUGAUCCCAGUGACCGGAACCUCCCCGGAAUUCUCCGGAUCACACCAAAAUAUAUCCUUAUCGGAAGUCACAAUCCUACAGUUUUAGACCGUCGUCCCAUACCUGUUAAUGUUGCAGGAACUCAGAGUCCAUAUAGAUUGAGUUUACAAUUGUUUUUUUUUUCUGUAUCACUAUUGGAAUAUCGGCGUAAUACAUAAUCCAAUAUAUGCACUCGUUACAAAGUCUCCCAUGCACUUCGGUUUCAAUUCUCUCCUUCUAGCAACUCUUUGAAAAAGGCUUAUUAUAUAUGGAACACUCUGCAUGAGGUAUUUUGUACUCAGUCCCUUGCACAUCACGUGAUAGAAACUAUUUUGGUUCGGCGCAGAUGCAAAAUUCAACUCGGCUUAUGCUUACUUCAACAGUUCAAAGCCGUGAAAGUCAUUAUAUUGUACGCUCGUCUAGUGACUCACGGCAGUCGUUUUUCCGAGUUCUUUUGCCUAGCUACUCCGGGUACUCAAUGACAGAAAAGCCGAAAAAUAAAACAUAGAAAACCCUCUAAACAGUACUUUUACAAGAAGUUACAAGUAAAUUAAGCUGUAACAGGGUCUUUAUGCAGGUACCGAGAGAAUCAGCAACUUACAGUAGAUUUGUUCAAGCAGUCACACUUUCCAUUCUUUCUGUCGGCAUGUUCUAAGAACUCGAUGAAAACAAGGAGAGGAGACCUAUUUUGCUUUAUCGGUGACCAUCAUGAGGCACGAGGGUAUAUAUUGGGGUUUUUGUAUUGGAUACGAGAAAAAUCAAAUGUUAUUCUUAGUUUGAUUACCAGUACUCAUCAUGGCGGGGCACGAUCAGCUAUUGACUGACCUCUUUCUGACAGCUCACCAUCAAGGGGCCGGUUAUUUCAGGCUCACAGGGUUCGAUAAAUGAAUGUUUAGAGUGUGUAAAUAUGUAUAGUGAAUCUGUCACGACGAAACUGUUCGGAAUUAAGACUGUCAACCUGUCAACCGAUGAGCGAAGAAUGGUUUGUCAACCGAGAAGAGAAAGUAAAUCAAGCUUAUUGGUUUCACCUUUGUAUUUCAGUUGUGGGGGUGUUUCUACGUAGACUGAUUGCGUUCUUGUGAAUUUUGCUUGGAGAAAAUUUCCCAGUGCUGUUACAAUUAAUUUCGGUUGGCGCGAUCCAAAACACCAACGAACCAAACUGGCCAGUGUUUUGAGAGUCUUAGAGAGCCAAGUGACAAUGGUUCAAUACUAGAUCAUAUUAAUGUGAAUUAUUCUUUUUGUUUCUGCACUGACACGUCGCUUACAAAUUAACGAACUCUUACUAGCUGAAGAGCAGAGUGUUCAAAACCUGUUCGUAGGACAAAAAUCGAUUAUCAGUCCCAGUUAAGGAAUCGUUAAAUGCGUAUUUUGGAAAAUCUAUGCGCGUACUGUUAAAGAAAUCGGUUUUAAUUAUACUAAUUGGUGCAAUGUUUUGUUGUUUCCAAAAAGUAUGUGAUAAAAUAUCUCAAUAGUAAUAUUCAAAAUUACAAUAGCAAACGCCAUUAUUCGCGCAUAGAUUGGACUUUGUUUCGGUGCUAUCAGUUUGCCUCGCCCUCGGACAUUUUGUUUGUUUGUAAGUUUGAUUUUUUUUGUGACAAGGCAGUGUUUCAGGUUAAAAAAUGCAGGGGGUUUUACUACUGAUUUGGGGUGUUACUGAAUUUUUUUUCAGCUGUUAGCAGCAAAAUGUCGUGAAUUCAUGUUAUUCAAAUCAAUGAUGGUGUUGUUCAAAAUGAUGUACAAGUACAAAAGCUCCAUUUUCCAAUUUACCUUUUUAAUUCUUUACGUUUACAGAGGAGAAAAUUAGCAUCACGGAGUAAUGUAAACAAUGAUGCAAAAGAAGGCGGUUAAAAGCAGUCACUUAGUGAUCUUAGCGCCCAUUUGAAAAAUCGAGAACCAUCUGGCAGUUUAUCAUCAGUCAUGAAAUCGUUUGUCAUAUCUAUACUUCUGGGUCUUAUCACUGGAACUUUGGGUUCAGGAUAUCCAUCUUGUGGGAUUGAGAGGUUUCAUCAGCAGUUACGAGGUGACACAAGGAACCUAUUUCGUCGAAUCGUCGGAGGAACCCAGAGUGCACAGGGCGCGUGGCCUUGGCAAGUCGCUCUGCUUUUCAAUGACACUCACUUUUGUGGAGGUUCACUCGUUUCUCCUCAUUGGGUGGUCUCAGCUACUCACUGUUUCCAUGAUGCUUACACUUCAACGAAACCUGCUGACUGGAGGGUGGUCCUGGGUGAACAUCACUUAGUGAAUAAAGAAGUGUUCGAGCAGAGCAGAGAAGUAGAAGCAAUUUAUCUUCAUCCCAAGUACAAGUCUAUGUUUUUUGAAGGAAUCUACGAUACGCCACCGGAUUAUGACGUAGCGCUGGUCCGUCUAUCAGAGCCAGCUGUGUAUGACGGUUACGUUUCUCCAAUCUGCCUCAUUCAUCCUGGGAUGAGAUUCCCCUGGGGAAAGGAGUGUUACGUUACUGGUUGGGGCCACACCCAAUGGAAUAGCACCCAACCCGACAUCUUGCGCGAGGCGAAAGUUCGUCUGGUACCGUCCCAAAUUUGUAAUAGUGUCAAGUCCUACAAUGGAACCAUUCACAGCAGGGCUCUGUGUGCUGGAUUCGAAGAAGGAGGCGUUGACGCAUGCCAAUACGACAGUGGAGGGCCACUGUCAUGCGAGUAUGGCGGGCGCUUUUAUCUCACAGGGGUCGUUUCCUGGGGCCACGAAUGUGCACGACCUCACAAAUAUGGCGUCUACGCAAACAUGUUUAAACUCACUUCGUGGGUAAAGGAAGUGAUGAACAAAUACAACAACAUAGAGAUCUAGAGUGUUUCACAGUAAUGACACCAACGAAGCAACGAUGUAGAAUUACGAUGACGACCCUUAUCUUUACCUGCAAAACGUUUUGCCAUGCACGCCUGAAACACUAAGGAACUAGCUAUUAUUGGUUUGUCAACAAAGUAAAUUUCAUUAUCAAGUUUGAAUCCAUAUCUAGUGUUAAAAAUGGUUAUUUCGCCUAGGUUGUAAUUCUUUCGUCUUAGCGAGUGUUUUGUUACAAUGUUUAUGAUUCUAGGAUGUUAAAACGAUGUGAAUGCCCUCAAUUCAAAGUAUAGAAUUAGUACAACCUGAUCAAUAUCGUAAAGCUUGUCUUAUUUAAAAGCAUAUACAGCAGUAUUUAAAACUGGAUCAUUAGUUAAUGCAAUUAAAGAGUUUCCAUUGGCUUA
Molecule: messenger RNA, 3478 nt
Organism: Orbicella faveolata
Lineage: Eukaryota; Metazoa; Cnidaria; Anthozoa; Scleractinia; Merulinidae
Product: transmembrane protease serine 5-like
Biological process (GO): proteolysis
Molecular function (GO): serine-type endopeptidase activity
Source: RefSeq, a predicted model, not a curated record